AUGGAAGUGGACAUCCUAGAUCCUGGUCACAUGGUGCUAGCAUGUCCACAGCUAAAUCUGCUGUGUCAGAAUGCUGCUCUGAACUACACCAUCUGUUCAGGCGACGCUCAGCAGUGUUUCACCAUUAAUUCAAAUGGCACACUCCAACUACAGAAACAUCUAGAUCGUGAGCAGCAGUCUGUUUAUAAUUUAAUUAUACAGGCUGCUGACAAAUCAGUCCCAGAAUCCUCGAGACUUAGCAGUAGCAUGCACAUUACACUCUACAUUGAGGAUAUCAAUGACAACGUACCAUGCUUUGUUACUACUAAUUACAUCUGCUUGUCUGAAAAUGUCACUGUUGGUACAAUAGUUACAGUGAUUCAAGCCACAGAUUUGGAUACAGGUGAUAAUGGUGUUGUUGUCUAUGAAACGGAGAACUUAACUCAUCAGAAGUUUGCAAUUAACAAAACAAGUGGGGAGCUUUUACUCACUGGAGCACUGGACAGAGAGACGAUUAACCAGUAUUUUUUAAAAGUGGUUGCCAGAGAUAAGGGACUGCCUUCUCUUUCAUCAGUAUUAAACAUGACUGUUGAUAUUGCAGAUAUAAAUGACAACAGUCCAUCUUUUACUUAUGAGACUUACAAUAUUACAGUUUAUGAAAACAUAGCCCUGGGCUCAGAGCUACUGACAGUUUCGGCUUCAGAUCCAGACUACAGCACGAAUGGAGAAGUUAGAUACGCCACUCCAUGCAGCGAGUUAUUGAUUGAUUCUGUCACAGGACUAAUCAUUGUUGUUAAAAAGCUUGAUCGUGAAAGAACUCCAGUGUAUACUUUUGUGGUCACUGCGUCUGAUAAAGGAAUUGUCCCCAAGUUUGGAAAAGCUACCGUUAACAUAAUUCUGCUGGAUGUCAAUGAUGAUGCUCCUGCAUUUCAGUCUGAGACGAUUAAUCUGCAUUUACCAGAGAACAUAACGCACUUGCCUCAGUCAGUCUAUCUGGUGUCAGCACAAGAUAACGACUUGGAGCAAAACAGUUAUAUAGUAUUUGCAAUUAAAAAGGGGAAUGAAGCUGGAAAAUUUUCUCUCUCGUCAGCAGGACAACUCAGUGUGCUGCAAAGUCUUGACAGGGAAGAAGUCUCAGAGUACCAGAUAAUAGUAACUGCUACAGAUUCAGGUGUUCCACAACUGACUGGCACACAAACCAUAAUUAUAACUGUUGAUGAUGUGAAUGACAAUUACCCUGUGUUUGAUGAAAUGGUCUAUUCUGCAUCUGUUUCCGAAAGUGUCCCUAUUGGUACAAGCUUUUUUAAAGUAAAGGCUUCAGAUCUUGAUGAAGGGCUAAAUGGAGAUAUAAGAUACUCUCUCAUCAGUGGUGGCUCCCAUUUCAACAUCGACCCACUGAAUGGGGAUAUCCUCACCAGUUCCUUACUGGAUAGAGAAAUGGAAGCUUCUUACACUCUGACUAUCAUGGCUAAUGACAGAAAUAUUGAGAUGCCCCUUUCCUGCUUGGUGACUGUGGUCGUGACAGUUGAGGACGUGAAUGACGAAGUCCCCAAAUUCCUAAAUGCUCCCUAUGUGGCUAAUGUACCAAUGUUUCUUCAACCAGGUUAG
Messenger RNA from Protopterus annectens (West African lungfish), 1587 nucleotides. Its product is annotated as protocadherin Fat 4-like. Bases 1 to 1587 code for a protein of 528 amino acids. The record is from RefSeq and is a predicted model, not a curated record. The transcript has 5 exons. Gene Ontology annotation, molecular function: calcium ion binding. Gene Ontology annotation, biological process: homophilic cell-cell adhesion. Gene Ontology annotation, cellular component: plasma membrane. NCBI's taxonomy places the organism in Eukaryota, Metazoa, Chordata, Ceratodontiformes, Protopteridae.